CAGGGGAAGAUGUCUGGGGCGUCUAGGAUAACUACUGGAGUCGGCGACGUCGCCGAUUUCAUCCUGUCCGCCAAGGCAAUGGUCGACAUAGUUAUCCAAAGUGUGCCACAAGCUGCGCCGGCUGCACUUCUAUGGGCAGCUGGAUCGUCCUCCCACUGCUGUCUUAGAUCUGUUAACAAACGCCCAGAUUCUCCGGAACCUGCACAAGCGACAAGAUCCAACCUUGCCAGCAUCGCCUACGUUAUCUCGAGAAUGGAUUGGUAUCGCGCAUUAAGCUAA
This is a messenger RNA of Lasiosphaeria miniovina, 279 nucleotides long. RefSeq lists its product as uncharacterized. NCBI's taxonomy places the organism in Eukaryota, Fungi, Ascomycota, Sordariomycetes, Sordariales, Lasiosphaeriaceae. The record is from RefSeq and is a predicted model, not a curated record. The annotation marks the transcript as partial. The transcript has 2 exons.